Messenger RNA from Chrysemys picta bellii (western painted turtle), 942 nucleotides. RefSeq names its product olfactory receptor 11L1-like. Gene Ontology annotation, molecular function: G protein-coupled receptor activity; olfactory receptor activity. Gene Ontology annotation, cellular component: membrane. The record is from RefSeq and is a predicted model, not a curated record. NCBI's taxonomy places the organism in Eukaryota, Metazoa, Chordata, Testudines, Emydidae. Gene Ontology annotation, biological process: G protein-coupled receptor signaling pathway.
AUGGAAGGGGCUAACCAAACUGAAGUGACUGAGUUCAUCCUCAUGGGUUUCUCUGCAUCCCCGGAGCUGCAGUGGAUCCUCUUUGUGAUGUUCCUGAUCAUCUACCUCCUGACCAUUGCCACCAACACUUCCAUCAUUGCCAUAGUCAGGAGUUGUCCGAGCCUCCACUGCCCUAUGUAUGUGUUACUCAGCAACCUCUCCUUCCUGGAGAUCUGGUACACCUCCGUGACGGUGCCCAAGUUGCUGGCUGGGCUUCUGCCAGGGAACAGGUCAAUCUCUGUCCGUGGAUGCAUAGCCCAGAUGUUUUUCUUCUUCUCCAUGGGUUCCACUGAGUUCUUCCUUCUAGCGGUGAUGGCGUAUGACCGCUACUUGGCCAUCUGCCACCCCUUGCGCUACUCCACCAUCAUGUGCAACAUCUUGUGCCUCAAGCUGUCAGUGGUCACUUGGGUGUUUGGCUUCCUGGCCUCCUCCAUCCUCACCGUGGCUGUAUCCAGGCUGUCGUUCUGUGGGCCCAACGAGAUUGACCACUUCUUCUGCGACUUUGUCCCCCUGGCCAAGCUCUCCUGCUCAGACACGCAUCUCAGCAAGCUUGUGUGCUUCACCCUGACAUGGGCCGUAGCUGGGAGCUCCUUCCUCCUCACCACUGGUUCCUACAGCUGCGUCAUACGAACAGCAUGGCGGACGCCUUCAGAGAGUGGUCUCCAGAAAGCUCUGACCACCUGUGGUGCCCACAUUGCAGUCACAGGUAUAUUCUAUGGCUCAGCCCUUUCUAUGUAUGCCCGGCCACCUGUGAUGGAGUCCUCUAACAUGGACAAGGUGGUGUCACUCUUCUACUGUGUCCUGACCCCACUACUGAACCCCAUCAUAUACACCCUACGGAACAACAUGGUGAAGGAGGCACUGAGGAAAGCAAUGACAACCUCAGGAUUAUUUAGGGUCUAA